This is a messenger RNA of Coffea eugenioides, 1482 nucleotides long. RefSeq names its product probable rRNA-processing protein EBP2 homolog. Lineage: Eukaryota; Viridiplantae; Streptophyta; Magnoliopsida; Gentianales; Rubiaceae. The record is from RefSeq and is a predicted model, not a curated record. Gene Ontology annotation, biological process: rRNA processing; ribosomal large subunit biogenesis. Gene Ontology annotation, cellular component: preribosome, large subunit precursor; nucleolus; nuclear periphery. The transcript is spliced from 2 exons. Bases 326 to 1201 code for a protein of 291 amino acids.
UUCAUGGAACCCUAAUUCUCUCGGGCCCCUUAUUACCCCUCCAUCCUCUUAUCAGCCGCAAGCCCACCCACGCAUUGUCACUGUCCAUCGACGAUCACAACUCACUGCUCGUCCGCUUCUCCGUCUAAUCUUGUCAACCACACCUUCCUCCACUGCGGGAGCGUCGAUCGAGCCUUCAAUUUCUCGGUCUUCCCGAACAACAGUAGCCGCAACUCUGCUCCUCCCUUUCACUCGCUCAAUCUUACCUGCCUGCCGCCGCUCCAUUCUCCACCGCCUGAAGUAGAGGGUGCAGCUUUACAGAGCCAACCCAUAACCUGAAAAGGUUAUGCUGGACGAGGAAAAUAUCAAUGAUCUUGGAAUGGAGGAUCCCGAUAAUGAAGUCAUUGAUUCAGAACCAGAGUCAGAAGAAGAUGAAGAUGUGAAGUUGGCUGAACCUUCAAAGACUGCUGUAAACAACAGGGAUGGUUUGCUUGAUAAACUGGGAGAUAUAAGUUGGCCUGAAAAUGUGGGUUGGAUACACAAGCUUUCGGUAGACAUUGACAGGGAGCAAGAGGUGGACGUUAACGAUGACUUGACGCGGGAGCUUGCUUUCUAUACGCAGGCAUUGGAGGGCACAAGGCAGGCCUUUCUGGAGUUUCAGUCAAUGGGGAUACCUUUCUUGAGGCCAUCUGACUACUAUGCUGAGAUGGUCAAAUCUGAUACUCACAUGGAGAAAGUUAAGGGUCGUCUGUUGGCAGAGAAAAGAAAGAUUGAGGAGAGUGAGGAGAGAAGGAAGGCAAGGGAGAACAAGAAAAUAGCCAAAGAGGUACAGGCACAGAAGCUCAAGGAGCGGGCUAAGCAAAAGAAGGAAGAGAUAGAGUCUGUUAAGAAGUGGAGGAAAAAUAGGCAGCACAGUGGCUUUGCAGGUGGUGACAAAGACGGUGACUUGGAUUUUGCUUUUGAAGAUGGAAAGGCAUUUGAGCGAUCAAGUAAGAAACAGCCCGGGGUGGCUCCAGGAGACCGUUCUGGAGGGAAGGCAGGGAAAGGUGGUGGUAGAAGGGGGAUGAAAGGGCCAGAUAAAAAUAGAAAGAAUAGGGAAUUCAGGAACUCCAAGUUUGGUUAUGGAGGAAGGAAAGGCCCAAAUAAGCAGAACACUUCUGAGACUACAAGUGAUAUAAGAGGCUUCAACGGUAAUUUUUCAGGUAGAAAAAGGAAGAGGUGAUACACUUUAAUGUGGUUUGCUCGGUGCCAGAGCUUUAAAUGGAUCUUUUUUCGAAACGUGUCUUUUUGACAAUGUGCUUUUAGAAAAUUUGGUAAUUUGCUCAAUUAUAUUAGCUUAAUAUUUAUGGUUUAUGAUUCUAAUGCUGUCAAAUAAGCUGGCAGGUUGAGCUCUUUGAUUGGCAAAUUUUUUUGUUGCUUGAUGAUGAUUUUAUUCUGGGAUUAGCCGACUUCCUGUGUCAAUCGGGGUUCAGUUUUAUAGAUUUCGAGGUAUUGAUGUUAUAA